AUGGACACACUCAAGAAGAUUGGGAACCUGAUCGUUCCUCCCCCUGCAAAGUCCGAAGAUGGGCGUGAUCAAUGGCCUUCGCGCGCAGCCUUCCUGUUGGCCGCCAUGGGUGGGUGCGCAGGUCAGGGUAACUUGCUGCGAUACCCAUCGGUCGUAUACAAUAAUUACGGGCUACAAUGGUUCAUUCCGUACCUUCUGGCCGUCUUUCUGAUUGCCAUCCCAGCCUUGAUCCUCGAAAUCUCGAUAGGGCAGGCGUACCGAGGUGGAAGCGUGAUCGCGUUCAAUAAUAUCAACCAGAGACUAAAGGGAGUCGGCCUCGGUCCAGUCUUUGUCAGCUUUAUCGUGGUUCAGUACUUCACCGUCAACCUAGCCUGGAUUAUGAACUACUUCAGAAAUUCUUUCACCAGCCCACUUCCAUGGAUGAACCGACUAGAAGACUUCUACAACAACGAUGUCAUCGCCAAUCCCACUCCGGGGACCGGCAGCUUGAACGAUGAUGGCUCAGUCGCAGCAUACACUUCGUACCCCUCUGUCGGUCUUAUUGGCGAGACCGUCGGUUGGAGUAUCUUCAUCUGGUUCCUGAUCUGGGCCUCAAUUUUCCGGGGUGUCGGUAUGACUGGCCGUGUCGUCUAUUUUACCAUGGGACUACCAAUUGUUACAACUAUCAUUCUCGUCGGCCGCUCUCUGUCUCUCGACAACGCUAGCGAGGGCGUACGGCUUCUGUGGGCAACGUGGAGAAGCGAUCAGCUUGCAUCCGGUACUGUCUGGCAGACGGCGGUGGGACAGGUCUUCUUCUCGACCGGCAUCGGCUUCGGCUACUUCACCUCUUACGCCUCGUACAACGCGAAGCACUCGAACGCGGUCAUGGACGCUAUUCUUAUCUGCGGCAGCAAUGUCCUUUUCGAGAACUUUGCAGCUUUUGCCGUAUUUGGUGUCGUUGGGUACCUUCGACGUUGGCCACAGGACGGCGAAAGACUGGGCGCGUUCGUUGUCGGUUUCUUGACACUGCCAGAAGCAGUGCUCCAGAUGCCUGGCGCGAACUUCUGGGCCGUUUUGCUCUUCUUCACGCUCGUCGUCUUGGGUUUCAGCUCCGCCUUUGUUAUGCUGGAUGCGACCGCAACUCUAGCGGUGGAUGCUGGCGUGAAGUUCUCGCGCCCGGUCAUCGUUACCACGCUUACCAUCAUCUCCUUUCUGCUGUGUCUGCCAUACUGCACGGAGUUUGGCUACUACCUCCUUGACGGCAUUGAUCGAUGGAUCAACAAUGUCGCACUUAUUUUUGUCGUGUGGACAGAGGUGGUGAGCGCCACAACUGUCUAUAGGUGGUCUGAUGUUGUUGAUCAGACCGGACUCCCAGCCUUUGCUCUAUACAACUUUGGCUACUUUGGCGCGCAGGUCUUUGGCAUCGCACUCGCUCAUGGUAUCGGCAGCCCGCCCGCUGGAGUCGGUGCAGGUUUCGGCUUCUACAUUGUCUGCACAAUCGCGGCGGUGUUAAUUGCUAAGACGCCAACUGUUCCAGCCGCAACGAUCGGGGGCGCGGACGCCUUCUGGGAAUCAAACGCGAUCACCAGCCGCUUCUGGUUCCUGGCUUUCUAUUCGGGAAAUCAACUUCGUCGCGAUCUCAACAUCAUCGUUGGCACCGGGAAGAAUUGGAAGAUUCCACCCUUUCUGCCGAUCCUCCUGCGCUACAUUAGUGGACCUGUGUUGGCCAUUAUCUUCAGCUUCGCUUAUCCCGAAUUUUACACACUCCGUUACGAUCCUCUAAUGAUCCUCGGGUUCACGGUCGCCCACAUCGGGAUGGUCCUGGUCAUUGCUGGCUGUAUCAUCCCGCGUUACUACAACGUCUUCAUUCCGCCACAACGACGUGCCGAAGGUACUGAGGAGACCGUUGCCAUGCAGCCCAAGGGUGAAGUGAUAGCGCGUGCAGUCGCUGAUGGAGGCAUUGAAGCUGGCUUGGACAGAUCAUCAGACGACGAGAAGAUAUUGGACGAAGAGAAGACCACGCCACCUCAUAUGCAGCGUCUCUAA
Cyphellophora europaea CBS 101466 is the source of this 2025-nucleotide messenger RNA. RefSeq lists its product as uncharacterized. The transcript is spliced from 4 exons. The coding region runs from base 1 to 2025 and encodes 674 amino acids. Gene Ontology annotation, cellular component: membrane. The record is from RefSeq and is a predicted model, not a curated record. NCBI's taxonomy places the organism in Eukaryota, Fungi, Ascomycota, Eurotiomycetes, Chaetothyriales, Cyphellophoraceae. Gene Ontology annotation, biological process: sodium ion transmembrane transport.